Postia placenta MAD-698-R-SB12 is the source of this 222-nucleotide messenger RNA. RefSeq lists its product as hypothetical. The record is from RefSeq and is a predicted model, not a curated record. The transcript has 3 exons. NCBI's taxonomy places the organism in Eukaryota, Fungi, Basidiomycota, Agaricomycetes, Polyporales, Adustoporiaceae. The annotation marks the transcript as partial.
GACUUGAGGUCAAGCGACAGGGGAAUGCCUAGAAGCGAGGGGCGUCCGACUGGUUCUCACCGAAGCGAUGGUGAGCGAGGCUCAAACCUAAGGCUAGGGACAAGAAAAUGGGUAGAUAAGGGCAGGCUGUGCGCGCUGGUCCGUGCACAGCUGGUCUGUGCGCAGCAUGCUGACGCGGCCCCGGGGGCCGUAGAUAACGACGCGUCCAUAUCCGGUAUGUAG